AUGCCUAAAUAUCAAGAGGCCAGUCGAUUGAAGGCAGCGUCACAAUAUACAACGACAAAGGCUAACACCCCUUCCCGAGAUGUUUCCCCUCCCCCAUACUCAACUUCAAUCCAAGAAACGUCAGUAACGCCAACUGGUAGACCCCUUCCAUCGCCCCCGCCUAAUCUACAAGUCCUUCGCACCCGAAGGGGUCCACGGAGAAUUGAUCCGAUGGACGAACUUGCAAGCCCAUGGAGCGAGCUCGUUGUGAUGCAAGGUCCCAUGUUUGGGAAUCUUGAACGCCUAUACGCGCAUAUCGUCCUCGUUUGCCACUCCAUGAGGACACCUUCCAAAAAUUCGAAUCUUCCUUUGCAAAACAACAUCUCCGACGACCCGGUCAAGGUGAAGGCCAAAAAUGGUCCAGGAGCUUUGGGACCGCAACGAGCGGCGGAUUACGGAUGCAACUUCAAGGCCUUGCGGCAUCCGGGUCAAGAAUGGGAAGCUGAACGAGGACGACGCCGACUCGUGGCACAUUGUCCAUCUUCUAUUUCGCAAGUCACACCGGGUGUCAGCCAUUCCCCACAUCUGGCGCGAUGCGUUGGUGCUUCUCAAGAUAACGCAGCUUCCGAGCCAUGA
Messenger RNA from Serendipita indica DSM 11827, 615 nucleotides. Lineage: Eukaryota; Fungi; Basidiomycota; Agaricomycetes; Sebacinales; Serendipitaceae. The record is from the annotation of a GenBank genome assembly.